GUUUCGGAAGUGACGUCAGAAAUUAUUUCCCCUUUGACCUUAAACUACAAUUUACCCAUAGUGCACAGGGCCGCCAGGAAACAGGAAGUCGCUAUGGAACAUGCAGGGGCAAGUGCUUCUCCAACUGACGAACAUGCAGGACAGCAGGCCAAUCAGCUCGCAGGAAGCGAAGGGGCUUCUGCUCUGGUUCAGGAAAUGGACCAAUCACAUGACAUUAUAGCUUGCAAUCAGCCAAUAGCUGCUCAACAUGAUCUCACCAAUCAUAAUGAAGUAUUGGCAGCAGAUGGAGGCAGAAGUAGCCAAUCAGACAGCAGUGAUACAGGAGCUGCAAUGUUAAAGACUCAUACUGACAUGCUAUUGGCCAAUGCGUAUGAGCUACGGGAAGAUGGAGUAAUGUGCGAUGUUGUGCUUAGUGCAGAUGGGCAAACAUUACCCGCUCAUAAACCCAUCUUGAUUUCAAGUAGUCUCUACUUUAAAGAGAAGCUAGAAAGUACGGACGCUAAAAGCAUGGCAAUGGAUAUCCUCCCCUUCGACAAACUACAAGUGAUGGUGGAUCUUUUAUAUGGUCGAGUUUUACCCAAUACAAACCUGUCAAACAGCGAGGUCUACGAGAUGAUAAAGAAUCUUGGUGUCUUCUGCGGGAACGGGAUCACGACUCGGCGAGACUUUGGACGCUGUCUGCAGUUACACCACGCAGAGCCUCUGCUGCAAGGUUUAAGUGAGCUCAGAGACAAAGAGAAAUACACAGACUUCACCGUCAACACAGAAUGCGGCAGUAUCAAAGUGCACAAACUGGUCAUUGCUAGCUGUAGCGACUACUUCAAGGCCAUGUUUACGUCCGGAAUGAAAGAAGCAGGAAUGGACCACAUCGACCUCUCGGGUGUUAACGGCGAAGGGUUGAGGUCGUUGAUCGAUUUCAUGUACACUGGAAGAAUGGACCUAACCGGAGAGAAAGCUCUGCAACAGUUAGAAGUAGCCACCUACCUACAGGCAGUGUCUGCCAUUGAGCUCUGCUGCGAUUACUUCAUCCAGUCGCUAAGCCUACAGAACUGUAUGGACAUGCAGCAGAUUGCUGUGGAGUACUGCCUCCCAAGGCUAGAGGCAGCAUUCUGUGAGCUAAUUGCUGGGAACUUCAAGACGUUUUCUAGUUCUACAGAUUUUCUUAAGCUGACUGUGGCACAAAUGGAGGCCAUCCUGGGCAGUAACUCUUUACAGGUGGCCCACGAGGGACAGGUCCUUUUCACCGCGUGCAAGUGGCUGCGAUACGAGUGCGAGGGAUCGCGGAUGCAGCAUGCUCUGAGACUGAUGAAGAAGGUUCGAUUCCCGAUCAUGAGCUACCGGCAGCUGAUGAUCGCGGUGGAGGGACCUGCUCGCGCUAUUUUCAACGAGGUGCCGGAUUGCCUGAGCCUCGCGGAGGCCGGAGUCAGGUUUAACGAGGAGCUCUCCCGCCAGCCGCUUGUGAGGUCGCCGGAAACAAGGAUACGCUCGGACUUCAGGACAAUCGUCGUCUUUGGCGGCUCCCAAGAGAGCGACCAAACCGCCAACAUCUACUAUCUGUACCCUCCCACGAGGGAGUGGAAGAGCCUUGGGCAGAUCAGGCUUCCCCAGGAGAUCAGCUAUCACAGCUCGGCCGUCAUCAACAAUUUCGUCUACAUCGCUGGAGGAGAGUCCAACGCCGUGAUUGGCUACCACUCGGCGAUGAAGACGGUGUGGCGGUUCAUGCCCAACUGGCAGGACGGCCGACACGGCCGCUGGUAUCGCGCCGCAUCCAUGCUCGAGAAGCGGACCGAUUUUUACCUGGCAGCGACCAACGACCGCUUGUACGCCGUGGCGGGUAGAAACGGGAACCACGAGCUCUCGUCCGUCGAGGUUUACGAUCCCGAAACUGACUCAUGGGACUUUGGCGAAAGUCUGGACAAUCCUGUGUACGGACAUGCAGGGGUCGUUCACGAUGGGGUGAUCUACAUAUGUGGCGGGGGCUCCAUGAACGAAUAUCGAGCAGACUUGUGGUGUAUGGACCCUAGCACCUCACAGAGGUGGUCCCAGAAACCGUCCAUGCGGCGGCCUCGUGCCUUCCACCACAUGUCGGCCGUCGGAGACUGCCUGUACGCCAUGGGAGGGUACCAGAACCUGACCGGGGAAGACAUUGUGUAUUACAUGCACUUUGCUGUUGUGGACGUGUUGGAUGUUGAGUGCUACAACAUUCGCACGGGCCAGUGGUCUACAGUGCAGUCACUGGUAACCCCACAAACUGGAGGUGCCAGCAUUGCAUACAAUGGAGAGAUCUAUUUGCUGGGUGGCUGGUCCUUCAGUGUCGAGCCUUACUGUACUCUCGCGGACGUCCACACCUACAACCCCACCCGCAACAGCUGGGAGCGUUUCGCCGACCUCCCGGAGAAACUCGGCGGGUCGGGAUGUUGUACCAUCACCCUCCCACAGGCCUUUGGGAGGUGCAUGUGCCAGGAGGAGGAGGAGGAGUGUUACAUCCACCCUCCAACCAAUCACAAAGAAGCUGGUGAUGAGGAUGAUGAUGACUGCAGUGAUGAUGAUGAUGAUGUAGAUCCUAACAAUGUUGAAGUAACAGAACAAGAAGUGCUGGUGUAAUGCAUUUGAAGAAAAUUAUUUUCUUAUUUUUGAUGCUCAAAUGCUUGAACCUGCAUGGAGCAAAGAGUCUCAAUAUGGUAAAAUUUAAGAAUGUUCCCUCUUUUGAUUCCUAUAGAUGCAAUUUUUUCUAAAAAUAGAAAUGUUUUUAUUAAAAAUUGAACCUUAGACAUUGCUUCUUGAAGUGUGCAGAAGGAAGAACUUGAGGGAUCAUGUUAAAAGGGAAAAUAGAUUAAAAGGAACUAAGAAAUUAAGUUACUGCUUGUCAUAAUAUUUGUUUCUCAGAUUUUAUGUCUGUACAUUUGGUUUGUAUAAUUUGAAUCCCAUUACCUUACAUUUGAGUGUUGUUCAUUGUUGCAGCUACCAGAAAUUCUAAUUUUGGUGGUAUGUACCUAACAAAGUAAUUAAUAUAUACAAAAUGUUUAUUACCCAGAAUAUGUUUAGUGUAAAGGGGGUAUCUCUCUACUAUGUACUUAUAAUGAAGUAGCAUGCUAAUUGUAUAAGUAUGACUAAAAAGACAACAAAGCAAAGGAAGCAUAAAACAAUGAUUUUUUCAUCAAUGAAAUUAGUUAAGCGUUCUGUCAAAUCACUUGGCUGCAGUAAUGAGGACACUGUAUCACAGAUUCAGUGAGACACUCCCUAAGGUGAUAGAAGAUAGUAUUGCACUUAUUGCAUGUCAAGAAUAAAAGAAUGCUGUGUGUUGCAAAAAUCCACAUUAUAAACUAGACUUGUAAACAAUGAAUAGAAUGCAAGGAUGUGUAUAAAUUGUAUACUACCCACCAAAUAUCAGGAAGAUUUUCUGUUUUACAAUUUUGCAAAAUAGCUGUGGACAGAAGAGCCACAUUUUUAAGUACUUAACUCAAUUUGAGCCCGACAAACAGUAAUAAAAAUGCUGGUAAGUAAAUAGAUAUGUGUAAACUUGAAAUGUCUUAGCAGUAAAUGUUUACAUAUUCAACAUGUAUGAACGAAUGUAUGGAUUUUAUACCAGUUAUACAUGUAAUUGCUGCUGCAGUUUUGAUGUAUGGUGCAAGGUGGAGCUGCUGUUUCACAAGCCUCGUUUUUUACCACCACUGCUGUGCUAUAUACAACAUACAAAUCACAUGUGCAUAGUUAACGAAACUUUGAUACUUGUCAACUUCUACAGGAAAGAAAGUAAUCAUACUGUAUUUAGGCAGUAAAGAUAGCACUUGUUUUACAUCAUUUUCUAAUAGUAAUAUGAUGAUACAAAACUGUCAGACAUUUAAUUUGCUGUGUUGUUGCCCAGGUUAUACCUUCUUUUGACAUGCAGUAUCUUCUGAAGGUAGAUAUUGUGAUACAGACACUAAAUCACCAAAUCUCAAGAGUCCUGUCACAACUCAAUAGAAUUUCUAAGUAUGAUAAUAUGGUUUUUAAAUAACAAAUAUACAGUGUUCCUGUUUGACUUGGAAUUCUUUGCAGUACUCAUGGCAGUAACAAUAAAAUAAUGUGAUAAAGACGUUG
Branchiostoma floridae (Florida lancelet) is the source of this 4080-nucleotide messenger RNA. Its product is annotated as kelch-like protein 13. The transcript has 3 exons. The record is from RefSeq and is a predicted model, not a curated record. Gene Ontology annotation, molecular function: protein binding. Lineage: Eukaryota; Metazoa; Chordata; Leptocardii; Amphioxiformes; Branchiostomatidae. Bases 94 to 2604 code for a protein of 836 amino acids.